GAUUUAAUUGUAUAUUCUAAUUUAUUUUAUUAUUAUUUCACACGUACUAAUAUUCCAUAGUCUUCCCAUAUGACCAUUUGAACAAAAAUAGAAAUGGUUUAAAAAUGCUGUAGACAAAAGUGUCACAUUAAUGUCUCAUCACUGGACGGACGCUCCUGUCAUUGCUUAAAGUUUCUUAUCAACCUCCCAAAAACUAAUUCAAUCAACCUAAAAAUAAAGUGAAUUGGCAUGAUUCUCCUUAAAAGUUCCUCCCAACCCAGCUAUUUGUGGAGGACGCUUACACAAGCACACAAAAAUGCCCAAACGUCAAUACAGUGAGAUUAGAGAUUAGAAAUCGCGGCCCUCUCUGAGAGGAUCAGCUUUAGGGAUAAAUCUGAGACGCAGACCCACUUCAGAUCACUCACCAAACGCGCUCAGGACCUCCAGCACCAGAGCCAAGAAGGGAAAAAACAAUUGUUUACAAAACAUCUUUGCAGAAUCACUCAGGAGGCAGAAGCGAUGUACGAGUACUUGAGUAAUAACUGUACCUGCACAUACGCCUUGGGUGCGUUCGUGCUGCUGUGGGUUCUGGUGUGGUUCUACCGGGACAACCUGGAGAUCACUAAGGUCUCGGAGAAACACGUUUUUGUAACAGGUUGCGACUCUGGGUUCGGACACCUACUGUGCAAACGCCUGGACAAACGUGGUUUCCGUGUCCUAGCCGGGUGUCUCACGGAAAAGGGUGCAGAUGAUCUGAAGAGGGCGACGGGACCUUUCCUGAAGACCUGCAUUUUGGACGUGACCAGCACAGACAGUAUUCAGAAGGCUUUGGAAUGGACCAAAAAAGAAGUUGGAGAUAAAGGACUAUGGGGUCUUGUGAACAACGCCGGGCGCUCGCUUCCCAUGGGUCCAUCCGAAUGGAUGAAAAUCCAAGACUUCGAAAGCACGCUCAAAGUCAACAUGACUGGUGUUAUCGAGAUGACCAUGAACUUCUUUCCUCUUGUCAAAAAGGCCCGUGGACGAGUGGUGAACGUGGCCUCAGUGUUGGGAAGAGUAGCCGCUAACGGCGGAGGGUAUUGCAUCUCAAAGUUUGCAGUGGAGAGCUUCUCUGAUUGUCUCAGGAGGGACAUCCAGAAUUUUGGGGUCAAUGUGUGCAUCAUCGAACCUGGUUUCUUCAAGACCCAGGUGACCAGUCUGGAGCCCAUCGAAAGGGAACUCCAUCGCCUCUGGAACCAACUGACCCCUGAAGUAAAGGAGAGUUAUGGAGACAAAUACUUGGAUAAAUAUAUCAAGAUCCAGAGGCUGAUAAUGAACACCAUUUGUGACUCUGACCUCAGUAAAGUGACCAACUGCAUGGAACACGCCCUGCUGGCCGUCCACCCGAGAACACGCUACAGCGCAGGCUGGGAUGCCAAGCUCUUGUGGAUUCCCUUGUCUUAUAUGCCCGCUUGCAUUGUAGAUAUCGCCCUGAAGCUGGUGUUGCCAAAGCCAGCAAAAAGUGUCUAGAUUUGGACGUGAGUGUAGGACCGAUUCCCUUAAAUCUUAACCUUUCACGUUCCUCUUAUGAUACACUGGAUGACGCUUUAUUUUGGGGUCUUACAAAGUAACUAGAGUUUACAAACACUAUGUGUCUGUAAAUUUAAUACUGUAGUAUUUAUGAUGCAAAGUUAUCUGGUAACUAGACACUAUUAGUAAUUUUGUAUAUUUAUGAACUAUUAUGCAACGUAAUUAAAAUGUGCCUUCCUAAGUGCAUCACCAGUUUGUGCCCAUUGGUCAUCUAAUGUAGAUGUGUUGCUUGAGUAACCUUUGGUGUUAUAUAUGUAUGUUACUGCUAAUUAAAUUCAUAUAACUGUAUAAACAUAAUUCAAUAAAUGUCAUAAGAAUAUUGUCUAUGCACU
Molecule: messenger RNA, 1877 nt
Organism: Carassius auratus (goldfish)
Lineage: Eukaryota; Metazoa; Chordata; Actinopteri; Cypriniformes; Cyprinidae
Product: retinol dehydrogenase 7-like
Exons: 6
Coding region: 499-1485 (328 amino acids)
Biological process (GO): steroid metabolic process; retinoid metabolic process
Cellular component (GO): intracellular membrane-bounded organelle
Molecular function (GO): all-trans-retinol dehydrogenase (NAD+) activity
Source: RefSeq, a predicted model, not a curated record